CAGUAGUAUAAACAAACAAAUUUAAAUAUAGAUUGUAGAUUAUCGCAGUUAUACUAGCUUUUUACAUGAAAAUAAAUAGGCUUUUUAUAUAUUUCAUUUACAUUUAAUGUUUCUCACUUUAACUCACUUCGUUUAGAACCAAGUACAGUAGAAGAAGAAAACAGGACAGGUUCCAAAUUUAUCAACUUUUCUAGUAGUGUUAAUAAGUAAUAUGAAAACUGCAAGCAGUAAUUCACAAUGUGCACAAAAAACGAAGAAUAUACAUUCGCACAAAAUGUCUACAAUUACAGAAAAGGGGACAAUGGAUUUGAAUUGGUGGAUUUUAUUUGGUAUUAUUAUAAUACUUACAGCAGGGACAAGAUUUUACAAAGUUACAGAACCACAACAUGUUUGUUGGGAUGAAACUCAUUUUGGUAAAAUGGGAAGUUGGUAUAUAAAUAGAACUUUUUUCUUUGACGUUCAUCCACCUCUUGGAAAGAUGUUAAUAGCAUUAUCUGGAUAUUUAACUGGAUAUGACGGAACAUUUUCUUUUGAAAAACCAGGAGAUAAGUUUGAAAAUGUUAAAUAUGUUGGUAUGAGAAUUUUUUGUACAUUUUUAGGUGCAACGAUAGUUCCUUUAUCAUAUCUUAUUGUAUGGGACUUAACGAAAUCUGUCCAAGCAGCUGCAUUUUCUGCACUAUUUAUCUUAUUUGAUGUGGGAUUAUUGACAUUAAAUCAAUACAUUUUGUUGGAUCCUAUAUUAUUAUGCUUUAUGAUGUGUGCAACUUGGGGAAUGGCUCGAAUAGGUUCUCUUCAUGAUGAGCCAUUUACAGGGAAAUGGUGGGGUUGGUUAUCAUUCACAGGAAUUUUUCUUGCUUGUACAAUUAGUGUAAAGUUUGUUGGUUUGUUUGUUGUUCUACUAGUUGGAUUAAACACUGCCUUUGAAUUAUGGAGAGAAUUGGGAGAUCUAACAAAAUCUAUUAUAAAUGUAGGAAAACAUUUGUUAGCACGGUGCAUUUGUCUCAUUUUUAUUCCAGUAUUAUUAUACAUGUUAUUUUUUUAUAUUCACCUUUCUGUUUUAAACAAAAGUGGAAGUGGAGAUGGAUUUUAUAGUUCCGAAUUCCAAUCCUUAUUGGAAGGAAAUUCUUUGUAUAAUGCAACGAUGCCGCGACAAUUAGCUUACGGAGCCACAAUUACACUGAAAAACCACAGAACUGGCGGAGGAUAUUUACAUUCGCAUUGGCAUCUUUAUCCAGAAGGUAUAGGAGCUAGACAACAACAGAUCACGACUUAUUCGCAUAAAGAUGAUAAUAAUUUAUGGUUCAUAAAAAAAUUUGAUACUGAUGGUAUACCAUCGGAGCCAAUGUUAGUAAAACAUGGUGAUCUCAUACGCUUGGAACAUGUUAUUACUCAUCGAAAUUUGCAUUCGCAUAAAGAGAUCGCUCCUAUUUCGAAAAAGCACUAUCAAGUUACAGGAUAUGGCGAAAAUGGCACUGGUGAUGCUAACGAUGUAUGGAAGAUUUUAAUAGCAAACGGCAAAGACGGCGAUAUAGUUCAAACCGUAACGAGUAAAUUAAAAUUUGUACAUUAUCUACACCAUUGCGUUUUAACAUGCAGCGGUAAAACAUUGCCGAAGUGGGCGUAUAAUCAACAAGAAGUUUCCUGUAACCCAAAUAUGAGAGAUAAGAAUGCAUUUUGGAACAUUGAAGACAAUAAUUAUGCAAAAUUACCAAACGUCAGUUUUCAAGUAUAUGCACCUGGAUUCUUAGAUAGGUUCCUAGAGUCACAUGCAGUAAUGUUGCAAGGAAAUUCUGAUUUAAAAGUUAAGGAAGGGGAAGUGUCAUCGCGUCCUUGGCAAUGGCCUAUUAAUUAUAGGGGCCAGUUCUUCUCUGGGAACAGUUUGAGGAUAUAUCUACUUGGUAAUCCAAUCAUUUGGUGGAGCAAUAUUGUAUUUUUAAUACUUUUUAUCUUGCUGUACACUCACGCCCGUGUACGGCAACAACGUGGUUGUGUAGAAACUCCUGCUGUCCUCGAACAAAGAGAUAAAAUAUUAAAUGCAGGAAAAUGGCUUUUUAUCGGUUGGAUACUCCAUUACGCGCCAUUCUGGGCAAUGAGUAGAGUUUUAUAUUUCCAUCAUUAUUUCCCAGCUCUAUUAUACAGUUCAAUGUUAAGUGGAACAACUUUAAAUUACAUUAUCGAAAAUAUAAUCAUUUUAUUUCCAAAUAAAAUUGGAAAUUUUAUAUAUCAUACAAUAGUAGGAGUUGUUAUUUCAAGUACCAUAUACAGUUUCUAUUUGUUUUCUCCAUUGGCUUAUGGCAUGGUUGGUCCUUCUUCAUUGGAUCCUGAGAGCCCAAUGCACUCUUUAAGAUGGAUGGAUACUUGGGAAUUUUAACGAAAACUGAAGUAUUUUGAUUUUUUUUAAUUUAUAAGAAAGUACUAUAAAGAAAUAUUAUAUAGAAAUACAGUUAUCAGCAAAAUAUGAGGAAUCUAUGACUUAUACAUAUUAAUAAAUUUAUAUAUAUAUAUAUAUACAUAUAUAAAAGAUAUUUUA
Messenger RNA from Frieseomelitta varia, 2530 nucleotides. RefSeq names its product protein O-mannosyl-transferase 2 (gene twisted). The coding region runs from base 212 to 2371 and encodes 719 amino acids. Gene Ontology annotation, cellular component: endoplasmic reticulum; membrane. Gene Ontology annotation, biological process: protein O-linked glycosylation via mannose. The transcript has 14 exons. Gene Ontology annotation, molecular function: dolichyl-phosphate-mannose-protein mannosyltransferase activity. NCBI's taxonomy places the organism in Eukaryota, Metazoa, Arthropoda, Insecta, Hymenoptera, Apidae. The record is from RefSeq and is a predicted model, not a curated record.